AUGGAAAACACGCCAAAUUUAUCGGAGAGCAUCUCGGGGUCCCGGGACCCCUCAACACCUGGCAAGCAGCUGGAGCGCAAGACUGCCGAUGCGGCGCUGACGAGAGCUCUCCUGGGCCGCGAGGAGGCGGAGAGCGAUGCGAGGAGGUCACGCGAUGAGGUCAAGUCCCUGAAGAGGACACUAGAUGAGAGCAGGGACAGGGAAAAGAAGGUUAGCGAACGGAUGGAGCAGGUCAUGGAUCAAUACGUUCGCCUAAAAGAAAUGCACCAGCACACGCAAUCCAUUUGGGAAAAGGAGAUUCGACGACAACGAAAGGAGUAUUUCAAAGCUCACUCAGUUGGCGUUAGGCACGCGGAAGAGCUCAAGUUGGCCAAGGAGUCCCUGAGAUCAGCCGAGUCCAGCCUCGUCAAGGAAAAGGAGCGCAGUCGUGCUCGCGAGCAGGAGGCGUUCAAGGCGCGUUACCAGAUUGUCGGCGUGCAGGAACAGCUCGACCAGGCUCUUGAAAAGAUCAAGGUCGUGGAGCAGGAACGCGACGCCUUCAAAACGCUGGCCAAGAACGAAGAGGACGAGGACGACGAGUUCGCCUCGCCCAGAAAGAGGCCCCGCCUGUCGGUGGCGGACGUCGUGUCCUCUGCCGCCAGCGAACAGGAGAUUGAGGAUCUCGCCAUGAAGCUCUCGUGGGAGAAGCAGCGCGCCGACAGGGCGCAGGAGAAGAUUGACUUCCUCGUCGCCGAGUGCGAGCUCCGCUGCUGCCCCUGCGCCAAGUCCGCUGAGCGAACCGGCAUGCUCUCGCCCCGGCGCAUUCACGUCGCCGCGCCCGUGGAGAUUUUGGACAGCGCCGACCUGGCCAUUCUUAGGCAGAGGUCCACUACUCCCGACGAGGACGUACCGGAGCUGCCCCCUCUGGGCCUGUCCCGCGCCGCGGAGAAACAAGUAGAGGAGCAAACUGAGGAGGAGCAAGCCGCAGAGCAGGAAGCGGAGGAGGCGGAUGCCUACACGGAGCCGCCCACGCCCGUCGAGGCCCACCCGAACCCUCCCAAGUACGCCCGGACGCCCUCGGUCGACCCGCCUUCGUUUGCCCUCCUCGCCCAGGAGCGCACCUCCCUCCUCUCCCUCCUCAAUGCACCUCACGAGGAAACGGACGAGGAUGAGACGGAAGACAUGCCGACUAUCCCCACCAUGCCCGACGAGCAGGCAAACCGAGAUGGAGGCGAUGACGCCAUCUACGAGAACUCGAGCGCAACUCUUCGAGCGGAAGAUGACGGCGAAGAGUUGGCCGCCUCCGCCGCCGCCGCGUCGGCGGCCUUUACACGCCACGUGAGGAGCCGGUCGAGGGCGGAAGAUCCGUCAUUCGAUGCCUUGAAUCCGGCGCUGACGCCAACGAUGACGCGGGAGCAGGCGCUCGCGCAGAUUCGGGAGCGGAGGGGACGUGCACGUAGCGCGGCACAGGGCGCCGUCACGCCGAGAAGGCAGAUGGUCAAGGGCGUCGACAGGAGGGAUAUGAGCGCGCCCACCGGACGUCUGGCGAGCAAGGCCCGCACCGCCUAA
Molecule: messenger RNA, 1548 nt
Organism: Parascedosporium putredinis
Lineage: Eukaryota; Fungi; Ascomycota; Sordariomycetes; Microascales; Microascaceae
Source: the annotation of a GenBank genome assembly